GUUAGUUCUGUGAGACGAGGAGAGGUUAACGGUUACGGUCGAAACAUACUGAAAUUUUUACAUUACCUGAUACAUAACAUUUAUGAAAAAUAUUCAAUAGUGCACUAAAGAAAUUUUUAAACAAUUCCUGCUGUCUACAACAGUUUUUCUCGACGUUUAAGUGAACACAAUCCAGACUCAAACGUCCCAUACUGGGUAAAAAUCUAGUUGAAUAAACGCUUCGACUUGGACUGAUGAAAUAACGAAUACACAGACUAGGAAAAUAUUUUCCGUUUCGUAAGCAUUCUUUUCCUCUGUGACUUUGAAUAAGUUAAUCGGUUGUUACAAGAGACCUAAAGGAUGGCAUGGUUACUCAUAACUGCGCUGUUAGUUCGGCUCUUCGCUCAUAGCGGAGCGUCUAUGAUCGAGCCCGAUCUGUGCUCGACAUCGUGCGAGUGUCUGCAGGGAUUGCCUUUCGUCGUCGAAUGCAAAAACGACGACCUCUCUCAGAUUCCUCAUCUAGAAGCAGAACCGUACCCAUUCGAAUGGGCUUUAUUUUUUGACGUCAACAAAAUCAGCAAGAUUACAGCAAUGCCGACCACGGACAAUCUCAUCCUACUGUCUUUCAAUGACAAUCCCAUCCUCGAGAUUGAAGACAUGGCCUUCGCCAACCUAACUAAACUCAGGCGGCUGACGCUGAAGCAGUGCAGCCUUACAGGCGACGUCUUCACCCUCGACGCCUUCAAAGGACCAAGGAACGAAGAAGAUGGAGCCGAUCCUUUGCCUUUGGAAUAUCUCGAUGUUAGCCACAACGAUAUACAGUCAUUGGGCGACCACGCGUUCCGCCACUUCGAUAACCUGAAGACUUUGAUAAUUUCUGACAACCCCUUCCAUGACUUUGACGAUACGACCAGCAAAGCUUUUGGUGAACUCAUUGGCGUGCAAACGCUCGACCUCUCACGCGUGCAGAUCAAACGCAUACCAGAAAAAUUCUUCAGCCGAAUGAGGCAAUUGAAGGAGCUCAUCUUGGCCGGGAAUAACUUCAUGGUUGUUCCCGAUGAAGUCAACUACAUCCAAUCCCUAGAACGCCUCGUACUCGACAACAACCCAAUAAAGGUGUUGUCUAAAAACGAUAAAUCCUACUUCCACGGUCCAUCUCAGCUGUCGCAACUGCACUUGUCCUACAUGCCUGACUUGAACAAAAUCGAUGCUGAAGCAUUCUAUAAUUUGGACAACCUCAAAGUCGUUACUAUCUCCUACAACCCGAACCUCAACUUCAUACACAAGAUGGCAUUUGCAUCCAGCGGAAUACACUUGAAGAAAGUUCACCUGAACAACAACAACUUGGCAGUCUUGGACAAUGAGCUUCUGGACUGGGCCGCCCUCGAGGAGAUCGACAUCCAGAACAAUCCGUGGGUGUGCGACUGCAGGAUCGUUUGGUUCACCAAAGAACCACUGGAGAAUUUGAACGCAAAUAAACCUCAACUCACAGAGUACAUCAUAUGCGCCAAGCCCAACGAUGCUACCGGACAAUCGCUACCAUAUCUGGCUAGCCAUGACUAUGCAUUCAAGUGCCCUGAGAUUGAGAAAGUCACGAACCCAUACUACUACGGACCUCUCAUCGUCACCACAAUAUUCGUCGGGGCCUUGCUGCUGCUUUCUGCCACGGUCCUCUGCACCUACGUCCUCUACCAAAAAUCUAGAAGCUCAGGCUUCUCUGGAACGACUGUGCAGUACCGCAGAGCUGACUUCAGCAACAACUUGGAGUCCAUCGCUGAGAACGUUUACGCCUAAUACUUUAUAUACGCCUGAUGAAUUGUAGACUUAAGACGCCUGAUACUUAUAUUUAUAUAUCUGAUAGGUUACAUAAUCCUGAUACAUUGUUUAAUGCUCUUACGCCCUAUCUAUGGUAGGUACACGUCUUGUAAACGCCUACCUACUCUUUUGUUGGGGCCUACUCAUUUGCAUGGGCCUACGCCAUUGCAUGUGCCUGCAUUAAUGGGCCCUCUUGUGUAGGUCUGCCUUGCUGUUCAUACCGCUCCCCUUUUCCUCUGAUCUACUGCACACCUGAUAUGACGCCUUCUUCCCCACAUAAAUUAAAUUAUUGUUCCAGUAUUUGAACAAUAAUAAUACCUACGCAAAUUGUAGGCUUUCAUUGUAAAUUGUUUGUAAAAUCAUAUCUUCAGUAUACGGUGAAAUGCGUUAAUAAUUUUUUUGCGUUGUCCUCAACAGAAUUUCUAGGUGAUGUGGAAUUGAUCUGCUUGCUCGUGCUUUUGAUGUGAUCUAAGUAAAAUUUGAUGUGAUCUAGAUAAUUAUCUGAACACAACUCGGUACCCCUGGACAAUCUAUAAGGGUUUAUAGACAAUCUAUAAACCCUUUGAUUUUAUAGAAUAAGUACAGUGGCUAUUGUUGUGCAGUAGCUGCAGUUGUGCAGUAGCUACAGUAGCGCAGUAGCUACAUUUCCUGUUGCAAAUUCAGCAACCCUUCAGUAUGUUAAUCACAUGAGCUAAUUUGUUAAAGUUGUUGUAUUUUUAAGUCAACUAACGUAAAUUCAAUUCAUAUCAACAUCAAAUGGAUUUGUGAAAGUUAAAACCUGCUUUUUCGUGGCAGGUUAAACGUGUUUUUUAGGUCAAGUAAUAUUAUCGUGGUAAGUU
Molecule: messenger RNA, 2633 nt
Organism: Hyalella azteca
Lineage: Eukaryota; Metazoa; Arthropoda; Malacostraca; Amphipoda; Hyalellidae
Product: leucine-rich repeat neuronal protein 1
Exons: 9
Coding region: 340-1773 (477 amino acids)
Molecular function (GO): protein binding
Source: RefSeq, a predicted model, not a curated record